Messenger RNA from Cercospora beticola, 807 nucleotides. Its product is annotated as BTB/POZ domain-containing protein. Lineage: Eukaryota; Fungi; Ascomycota; Dothideomycetes; Mycosphaerellales; Mycosphaerellaceae. Gene Ontology annotation, molecular function: protein binding. The record is from RefSeq and is a predicted model, not a curated record.
AUGGCUGAACGCAUAGCGCCUGCAGUCACGGACACUCUCAAAGACCUGCUUGGCGACGGUCGCUACGCAGAUCUGACAGUCACCUGCGGGCAACGGAAGUGGCGCGUCCACAAGAAUAUCGUCUGCACUCGAUGCACAUUUUUCGAAAAGGCUGUCGAUGGUCGGUUCGCGGAGUCGAAGACCGACACCGUCGAUCUCAAAGACAACCACCCGAACGCAGUCGCAGCCAUGAUCAGAUAUCUUUACACGGACGACCUCGAUGACUCCAUCCACGCUACCGAUGAUGACGGAGAAUGGAAGCAAUUGGCGAUGACAGUGCAAGUGCACAAAAUUGGAGACCAGUUUGGUCUCAAGAGAUUGGCAGACUUGGCCACGGCCAAGUUCGAAGCCUGCUUGAAAGGCCACGCACACAAUGCGCCAGGUUUUCUGGAGACCAUCGAAAUGGCAUUUGCAGACAAAACGGAUCUCAUGGCACCGUUUCGUGCCCGCCUCAUCGCAUGCGUGAUGGAACACGGCAAGGAACUUUUCUCCAACGGCGAGUUCCAGGACUUCGCUGCAACGGUGCCACCGUUCGCGGCCGCUCUCUUGAAGGAAAAAUUCCGAAUCGAUGAUGAAGAGCAGGAACAGAAGCAAGUCACGGAUGCGUGGCAGCAUCUGGUCUACGACUGCCCAACGUACGGCUGUGGCAUGGAGUUUGCAUUAAAAUGGCCGCCGUUUACAGCGGGUCAAUACAAAUGUCCGGGAUGUGGUGUCGACAGAACGGCAGGAAGCUGGUCGCAGUUCUAUCGGAGACCUGUCCGCUCUUGA